Molecule: messenger RNA, 1591 nt
Organism: Puntigrus tetrazona (Sumatra barb)
Lineage: Eukaryota; Metazoa; Chordata; Actinopteri; Cypriniformes; Cyprinidae
Gene: best4
Product: bestrophin 4
Exons: 10
Coding region: 98-1474 (458 amino acids)
Molecular function (GO): chloride channel activity
Source: RefSeq, a predicted model, not a curated record
UGAUAGCUCCACAUUGAAGACAAAUAUAUAAAGGAAAAAACAAGAGGUGUGUUUUCCCUCUAAAAGAAGUCGAGCUGGAAACUCUAAGUUUUCCACCAUGACGGUAUCCUACACACUCAAGGUGGCUAAUGCUAAGUUUGGAGGCUUUACAAAGUUGCUCUUCCGAUGGAAAGGAAGCAUUUACAAGCUUCUAUACAGAGAAUUCCUGGUCUUCUGUUUCCUGUACGGCUUCAUCAGUAUUCUAUACAGAUGUGUCCUCGAUAACACACAACAAGAGGUGUUUGAGCGACUUGCACGCCAUUGCAACAAGUUUGCCAAACUCAUCCCUAUGUCAUUUGUUCUUGGUUUCUAUGUCACCCAGGCGUUUCAGCGUUGGUGGGGUCAAUAUACAAGCUUUCCCCUGCCUGAUAACCUGAUGAUGGUCGUGUCUGGGAACGUCCACGGCACAGAUGAAAGAGGCCGUCUGCUGAGGAGAACUCUGAUGAGGUACGCAAACCUGUCCUCGGUCCUCAUCCUGCGCUCCAUCAGUACACGGGUACGCAAGAGAUUCCCGGCUCUGGAGGACAUCGUGGAGGCAGGAUUCAUGACCGCAGACGAGCUCAAAAAACUAAACCAUCUGUACUCUGACUUCAACAAAUACUGGAUGCCACUUACAUGGUUUGCAAAUCUGGCGUCGCAAGCGAGAAAAGAAGGGCGUGUGAACGAUGAUAUAGCCUUGCGACUGCUCAUGGAUGAGCUGAAUAACUAUAGAUCAAAAUGCAGCAUGCUCUUCCACUACGACUGGAUCAGCAUCCCCUUGGUGUACACACAGGUAGUGACCGUGGCUGUGUACUCCUUUUUUAUGUUCUGCCUAAUUGGGAGGCAGUUUGUAAAACCAGAGAAACCCGAUGAAGACAAAAUUCAUCUAGACCUUUAUGUCCCCAUCUUCACUCUACUGGAGUUCUUUUUUUACGCUGGUUGGUUAAAGGUAGGGGAACUUAUUAUAAACCCAUUUGGAGAAGAUGAUGAUGAUUUUGAGACCAAUCAACUCAUAGAUCGCAACAUUCAGGUUUCCAUGCUAGCUGUAGAUGACAUGCAUCAUAAUCUUCCUCUGCUUGAGAAGGACAAAUACUGGGUGGAUAAGGGUCCUUCAUAUCCUUCAGCUACUAUGAAGCCUGUCUUCAUGGGUUCCACACACGACAUGAGGAUACUUGAGGAUGAUAACGAGGAACCUUUAGCAACCCCCAAGACACAAAUGCUUGCCAUCAAUGUGUGGCCAACUACUCACAAAAAAAAGCAGAAGAACAAGAGCUUGCAGCAAUUAUGUCUUUGCUGCAGGUCUAAAUGUAAGGGUGAGCGCUCAAGGCUUGAACAGCCUAUGAAGAGCAGCAUCCCAUCAGCACUGCAGCAACAACACAUGAUUAUUCAACAUGUUUGCCCUGAUAAACUCUUGGGGUCACCUGAAACUACAGGGCAAGCAAACCAAGAGCCAUAAAUGUUAAAACUACCAUUACAGGUUUUGCUUUGCAAGAUUUUUUUCUGGGAUAUUCAAGGAUACAUUUAUCCCUGCUUACAUGUUUUUAUUGUCUUAUUAAAGAUACAUUGUGCAACA